Acanthosepion pharaonis is the source of this 780-nucleotide messenger RNA. The record is from the annotation of a GenBank genome assembly. Lineage: Eukaryota; Metazoa; Mollusca; Cephalopoda; Sepiida; Sepiidae.
AUGGUGCUCGGUGAAGCGUGUCUUUCUUAUUCUUUCUUGCUUUAUUUUUUUUCCUUCUUUUUUCUUUUCUUUAUUCCUUUCUUUAAUAUUUCGUCUUCAUUUCUUUCUUACAUGACGUUAUUUUUUUUAUUUCUUUCUCUUUUUCUUUCUUUUCCGUAUCUCUUUCCCGCCAUUUUUGAAUUCUUUCUUUCUUUCUUUUUUUCUCUUUCUUUCUUUCUUUCUUUAUUUAUUUAUUUUUCUGUUUCUUUCUUUCUUUCUUUCUUUCUGCCAUUCUUUCUUUCUUUGCUUAUUUUUCUUUUCGCUUUUCGUCCUUCAUUCUUUCUUUCUUUCUUUCUUUUCUCUUUUAUCCUUUCGUCUUUUCGUCCGUUUUUCUUUCUUUUUUUAAUUUCUUUCUUUCUCCUUGUUUAUUUUCUUUCUCUUCAUUCUUCAUAUCUCCCUUUUGUAUCUUCUUUCUUUCUUCCUUUUUCCUUUCUUCUUGCCUUCUACUCAUCCUUCCUCCUUUUCCUUCUUUUUUCUUACUUUCCUCUUAGUUUUUAUGAUUAUUAUUAUUAUUAUUAUUAUUAUUUCAUUAUUCUUUUUUUGGUUUCUUACUUCUCAUUUUUUUUCUUCCUUUAUUGUUUGUUUUCUAUCUUUCCUCUUUUUUCUUGUCAUUUAUUAUUUUGUUUUUUUUUUUCAUUUUCUUGCAUUCUUUCUUUGUCGCUAUUGCGUUUAUUGUUCUUUGUUUUUGUCGAUUUUCUUUCUUUGUUUCACGCUUCCUACAUAUUCUUUAUUUCUUUCUAG